Molecule: messenger RNA, 1479 nt
Organism: Rasamsonia emersonii CBS 393.64
Lineage: Eukaryota; Fungi; Ascomycota; Eurotiomycetes; Eurotiales; Trichocomaceae
Exons: 6
Coding region: 1-1479 (492 amino acids)
Biological process (GO): carbohydrate transport; transmembrane transport
Cellular component (GO): membrane
Molecular function (GO): carbohydrate:proton symporter activity
Source: RefSeq, a predicted model, not a curated record
AUGGGCAGAGCCUUAACCGUCUCCCUGGCGGUCUUCACGGCCACGGGGUCGUUCCUGUUUGGAUAUGACUCGGGCGUCAUGACGGAUGUGAUUGAAUCGACGAACUUCUUGGCCUACUUUAACACUGAUCAGACGUCUGCCAUCAUAGGAGCAAUCAACAGUACCUUCUCCGGGGGUGCGGCAAUUGGCGCUCUCCAGGGCGGCCUUACGAUGGACCGAUUCGGCCGCAAAUUCACCAUCCAGAUGGGUGCGUUCAUCUGUCUAGUCGGGGCGAUCCUUCAAGCCUCCGCGCAGAAUCUGGCCAUGAUUCUGGUGGGCCGCAUCCUGGCUGGCUGGGCGGUUGGCCUCCUGAGCAUGGCGGUGCCCAUCCUUCAGGCUGAAUACGCGCAUCCACGAUCCCGCGGUCUGAUUAUCGGGCUGGCGCAGCAGAUGAUCGGGGUGGGAUUUAUCGUCAGCACCUGGGUCGGGUAUGGAUCACUCCAUGCGCCGGAUACCAGCCAGUUUCAAUGGCGAUUUCCCUUGGCCUUUCAAACGGUCCCUGCCCUGAUUCUCGCCGUGGGAAUGUUCUUCCUGCCCGAGUCGCCAAGACAUCUGAUCGAAAAGGGGCGUUAUGAAGAGGCUAUGAAGGUGCUCAGAAAGCUGCAUUUCAACGGUUCCAACGAGGAGUGGAUUCAGCGGGAAUAUACCGAGAUCAAAGCGACAAUUGAGGCGGAGAAGGCAAUCACAGCCCCCGGUUGGACUAUCAUGUUUCGCGUACCGCAGUGGCGGACACGAUUGCUUCACGGCGUGGCAGUACAAGUGUUCACUCAGAUGACCGGAGUCAACGUCAUCAACUACUACCAAACGAUCAUGUACAACGCGCUCGGGAUCACUGGGCACCGUAACACCCUCGUGGCAGGGAUCUACAACUGCAUAGGACCGCUGACCAACUUCCUUUUCAUCAUAUUCCUCUCUGACCGCGUAGGCCGUCGUCGACCGAUGCUCUUCGGGACCAUUGGUCUGACGAUUGCGUUGAUCUGCGAAGCCGCUCUGAACUCGAGAAAUCCAGACGGCUCACGGAUCGGUCACCAGCCCUCUCGUGAAACAAUAGGGAUGAACGAGUUGACGAUUCGCAAAAGGACCUACAUGGCCGAAGUCAUGCCCAUGCAGAUUCGAGGCAAGGGAAGCGCCUUCGCGACCGGAAUCGGCAACUGGGCAGUGAGUACAUUGUGGGCGCAGGUCUCACCGAUUGCCCUUGGCCAUCUGCAAUGGAGGUACUAUUUCGUCUUUGUUGGAUGGAACGUCUGCGUGACGCUUCCUGUUAUUUUCUUUUUCUUCAAGGAGACCAAGCAGAAGUCUCUGGAAGAGAUCGAUCUGCUCUUCGGUGGCAGAGCAUUGGGCACCCUGCCUGAAGAUCUCAAUAGUGAGGUGGACGUGUUUAACAUUCACCAGAAAGAGGGGAAGUCUGCGGAGACGGUACAUGCAGAGCGAGUUGCGUGA